CUCGGGAGCAGGCUCGGGCCGAGCCGGGCGCCCAGACCCGCGGCCCGGCGCGCUGACCUCGGCUCCCGCCCGCCGCCCCCGCCCAUGCCGACGCCGGCCGCCCCGGUGCGCCCUCGCCCGCGGGCAGGCUGAGCGCGGCCGCCGGCGGCGCCUGGGUGGGCCCGGCCCGGCGCUGCCCUCGACAGCGGCAAGUUUGGGAGUUGCACUAGUUUGCGGGGUGCGGGAGAGGCCGGGAGCACCGCCAUGGACGAGGAGCGGGGGUCGGCGCUGGCGGCCGAGUCGGCGCUGGAGAAGAACGUGGCCGAGCUGACCGUCACGGACGUGUACGCCAUCGCGUCGCUCGUGGGCCAGGAGUUCGAGCGGGUCAUCGACCAGCACGGCUUCGAGGCCAUCGCGCGCCUCGUGCCCAAGGUCGUGCGCGUCCUGGAGAUCCUGGAGGUGCUGGUCAGCCGCCACCACGUCGCGCCCGAGCUGGACGAGCUGCGCCUGGAGCUGGACCGCCUGCGCCUGGAGAGGAUGGACCGCAUCGAGAAGGAGCGCAAGCAUCGGAAGGAGCUGGAGCUGGUGGAGGAUGUGUGGCGAGGGGAGGCGCAGGAUCUCCUCUCCCAGAUAGCCCAGCUGCAGGAGGAGAACAAGCAGCUCAUGACCAACCUCUCCCACAAGGACGUCAGCUUCUCCGAGGAGGAGUUCCAGAAGCACGAAGGCAUGUCAGAGCGGGAGCGGCAGGUGAUGAAAAAGCUGAAGGAGGUGGUGGACAAGCAGCGUGACGAGAUCCGUGCCAAGGACAGGGAGCUUGGCCUGAAAAAUGAGGACGUCGAGGCUCUGCAGCAGCAACAGACACGGCUGAUGAAGAUCAACCAUGACCUUCGGCACCGGGUCACAGUGGUGGAGGCCCAAGGGAAGGCCUUGAUCGAACAGAAGGUGGAGCUGGAGGCGGAUCUGCAGACCAAGGAGCAGGAGAUGGGCAACCUGCGGUCGGAGCUUGGGAAGCUGCGAGAGAGGCUGCAGGGCGAGCUCAGCCAGAACGGGCAGGAGGAGCCCGAGAUGGAGCCAGUUGGAGAGGAGUGUGUCUCAGACGCGGAGAAGGCGGCCAUGGAUCUGAAGGACCCCAACCGCCCCCGGUUCACCCUGCAGGAACUGCGGGACGUGCUGCACGAGAGGAACGAGCUCAAGUCCAAGGUGUUCCUGCUGCAGGAAGAGCUGGCCUACUAUAAGAGUGAAGAAAUGGAAGAGGAAAAUCGGAUACCCCAGCCUCCACCCACUGCACACUCGAGAAUGUCCCCCCAGCCAGAGUCUGGCAUCAAGCGACUGUUUAGCUUCUUCUCCCGAGAUAAGAGGCGCGUGGCCAACACACAGAGAAACGUGCACAUCCAGGAGUCCUUUGGACAGUGGGCCAACACCCACCGCGAUGAUGGCUACACGGAGCAAGGACAGGAAGCCCUGCAGCACCUGUGACCUUGGUCUCCACCCUCCGACCUGGACUGUCUACCGCCAGCACCUGCAGCUGAACCUGCAGCCCAAGUGCGAUGCCUCACAGCUCUCGGUGCCAAUGCACCCUCAAAACUGACCCUCAAACAGACUGUCUGCUUUGAGGAUGGAUGUUGAAAAACUGAUGCCAAACUCUAAAGAAAUGUUUAUUUAUACCCAGGGUUAUUGCCGUUUAUAAUAGAUGACUCUGAUCCCUUAGGAUAUAUAUUUAAUAAUCCCAUGAACUGAGGCCAGACUUUUGCAUUAACUUCAGUAAGACAAGCUUCUUGAAGCCAAAUACAUCACUUGCCACU
Propithecus coquereli (Coquerel's sifaka) is the source of this 1781-nucleotide messenger RNA. Its product is annotated as RILP-like protein 1. Gene Ontology annotation, cellular component: ciliary basal body; cytoplasm. Bases 244 to 1455 code for a protein of 403 amino acids. Lineage: Eukaryota; Metazoa; Chordata; Mammalia; Primates; Indriidae. Gene Ontology annotation, molecular function: protein dimerization activity. The record is from RefSeq and is a predicted model, not a curated record. The transcript has 7 exons. Gene Ontology annotation, biological process: cilium assembly.